Messenger RNA from Bombyx mori (domestic silkworm), 1940 nucleotides. Its product is annotated as mitochondrial coenzyme A diphosphatase NUDT8. The record is from RefSeq and is a predicted model, not a curated record. The transcript has a single exon. Bases 1256 to 1900 code for a protein of 214 amino acids. Gene Ontology annotation, molecular function: coenzyme A diphosphatase activity. NCBI's taxonomy places the organism in Eukaryota, Metazoa, Arthropoda, Insecta, Lepidoptera, Bombycidae.
UUUUUUUUUUUUGAACGGAUUCGCAAGGGAGAGAUUAGGAAAGUUAGAGAAUAUAUGAAGAUACAUAUAUAAAUAAGAUUAAAUUAAAUAUGUACAUCAUUAGAUAAUAUAAAUAAAGACAAUAAACUGUAUACAUUAGGAGAAUUCAUAGAUAAAAGACACAUAAUGGAAGUAGGAAAUGGAAUACGUAAUGAAAUCAAAUUUAAAUAGAAAGAAGAGCAAUCAUUUAGAGAGCAAGAAAAGAAAAUGUGAUUAACGUCACAGACUUCAGCACCGCAAUCACAGGCUGGAUUAUCAACAAUUUUGAAUUUAAAAAGAUGGGCUGGAGUGGAAACAUGUCCCAAUCGCAUGCGAAUGAGACAUGUUGUUACACGUUUAGCGAAAUGAAUUUUGAAGAACCACGGCUUUGAAGGUAUUGUGGGUUGAAUAGUACUAUAAGAUUUCCCUUUUGACUGGCUUGAUUCAGUCCAGCUACUCUGCCAACUAGAAUGAAGGAAAUCUUGAUCUCUCAAAUACCUACUUAGUAUGUGUAUUAGGCACUGAAGUAUGAAACCUAGGUCUAUGGUAUUAGGUCUAAUCUAAAAUUCAAAGUCAACUGAACAUACAACCUACUAGAGGAAAUUACUAAGGUAUCUACCAACCAACCUACAGAACUCAAAUAUAUUAAGUGUAUAAUCUACAGAAGGAACUAAGGUAGGUAGGUAGGUAGAUCAGGUAGAUGCAUGGAGUUAAUAAGUACCUAAAACCAUAAAUUAAAGAACUUCUAUAGUCAGUGGUAAAAUUGCGAAAUCAUGUCAACCCUGUCCCGCCGUUUCAAUAGCCCCGACUGGGCUCCGGCCCGGUCCGAGGUAGGGCGCCGGUUGUGAGCGGCAGGAGUUUUUAGUGAGGUUCAACUCCCACAUACCCCAUCUGCCGCGCGGGUGGGGAUCCGGCGAUUUUCUCCUGUGGAAAAAAAGAAGCUGUUGCGAUCAUAGAUUAUACCACUGAAGUAGGAAACCUAGAUUAUACACAUAAGUUGACAAGAAGUGUCAACACUGUCAACAUAUUUUUUAUUUUUAGAGUUUUAUAAAAUGUUAGUUGCAAUAAUAUUCACUAAAUAAAAUUAUGAAUCUGAAUUAUUUAAUAGUAGAAACAAUUUUAAAUAUUUAAAAUAAUUACAAAUCCAUCUCUUAAUCGUUAAACAAUUUCCAGCUUUAAAGAUUUAAAAAAUUGAAUAAAAUUAAAUACUUACAGUACAUGUAACCUUUUGAAUGAAAUGUGUGCUAAGUCUCCGUUUAGUGUCAACAGCAUAUUUUGUCUCACGUCCCGAGAACGAUGUUUGAUGAAUCUAAAAAGGGCUAAGGUUCCAAAGUUCGGAAGUACACCAACAGCUACGGCUGCGGUUUUAGUGCCUUUGUGUCGUGUUGCCGAAGUUCCUUCUCUAUUAUAUACAGUAAGGUCUUCAAAUUUACGAACAAACAGUGGUCAAAUAUCUUUUCCGGGUGGAAAAACUGAUAAAAAUGAAACUCCCAUUGAAACAGCACUUAGGGAGACUGAUGAAGAGAUUGGGCUUUCUGCUAAAGAAAUAGACGUCUGGGGCCAUGGUCCUGCAGUACCUGGGCGUAAUAACAAAAUAAUGAUCACCCCAGUAAUUGGUACUAUAUUCAAUUUUAAACCAGAAUCAUUGAAUAUCAAUGUGAAAGAAGUAGCAGAAGUUUUUACAGUCCCAAUUGAGAUGUUAUGUGACACAAAGAACCAACAUUAUACACAAUUCAAAAAUGGUUUCAUAUUACCAGUAUUCUUGGCAGGAGGCUACAAAAUAUGGGGUAUUACUGCUUACUUGACUCACAUGUUUUUAAGUUCAUUAAUGACCAAAGAUGUUUACAGAAAUGAGUGGAUGAAAAAAAAGAUUAAAUUAUAAAUGGUAGCAUUCUAUAAUAUAUAUGUAUUCCUAUAAAUAA